Molecule: messenger RNA, 4229 nt
Organism: Propithecus coquereli (Coquerel's sifaka)
Lineage: Eukaryota; Metazoa; Chordata; Mammalia; Primates; Indriidae
Gene: RAVER2
Product: ribonucleoprotein, PTB-binding 2
Exons: 12
Coding region: 73-2106 (677 amino acids)
Cellular component (GO): cytosol
Molecular function (GO): mRNA binding
Source: RefSeq, a predicted model, not a curated record
CCUCCUCCCGCUCUCCCUCUCCGCUUCCCCUCUAGCCUCCGAGGAGCCCGCAGCCGCGGGGUGCCCGGGAAGAUGGCGGCGGCGGGAGACGGCGGCGGCGAGGGGGGCGCGGGCCUGGGCGACGCGGCGGGACCGGGGCUGGGGUCCGGGCUGCGCGCACCCGGCCCCUGCGCCGAGGCGCACGAGGGCAGCCGGGACCCCGCGCCCGCCGCGCUGCACCCGGAGGAGGUCGCCGCGCGGCUGCAGCGGAUGCGGCGGGAGCUGAGCAACCGCAGGAAAAUCCUGGUGAAAAACCUGCCCCAGGACAGCAAUUGCCAGGAGGUUCAUGAUUUGCUAAAAGACUAUGAGUUAAAGUAUUGUUAUGUGGACAGAAAUAAACGAACGGCUUUUGUUACGUUGUUGAAUGGAGAACAAGCACAGAAUGCAAUUCAGACAUUUCAUCAAUAUUCUUUUCGAGGAAAAGACUUAAUAGUCCAGCUCCAGCCAACAGAUGCUUUGCUGUGUAUUACCAACCUGCCCAUUUCUUUUACAUUAGAAGAGUUUGAAGAACUUGUUCGUGCUUAUGGAAAUAUCGAGAGAUGUUUUCUGGUCUACAGUGAAGUUACUGGCCAUUCCAAAGGCUACGGAUUUGUGGAAUACAUGAAAAAGGACUUUGCUGCAAAGGCUAGAUUGGAGCUAUUGGGUAAACAGUUGGGAGCAUCAGCACUCUUUGCACAAUGGAUGGAUGUUAAUCUAUUGGCCUCAGAGCUCAUUCAUUCUAAGUGCCUUUGUAUUGAUAAACUCCCUAAUGACUACAGGGAUUCAGAAGAGCUGUUGCAAUUUUUUUCCAGUGUCCAUAAACCUGUGUUUUGCCAGCUUGCACAGGAUGAAGGUAGUUAUGUUGGCGGCUUUGCGGUGGUUGAAUAUAACACUGCAGAGCAGGCUGAAGAGGUUCAGCAAGCAGCAGAUGGGAUGACCAUCAAGGGAAGCAAAGUCCAGGUUUCCUUCUGUGCCCCAGGAGCACCAGGGCGAAGUACAUUAGCAGCACUGAUAGCGGCUCAACGAGUGAUGCACAGUAAUCAAAAGGGCUUACUUCCGGAGCCAAAUCCAGUACAAAUUAUGAAAAGUUUAAACAACCCUGCCAUGUUACAAGUUCUUCUACAACCCCAGCUAUGUGGGCGAGCUGUUAAACCAGCAGUUCUUGGAACACCUCACAGCUUGCCACAUCUGAUGAAUCCAUCCAUCUCCCCUGCAUUUUUACAUUUGAAUAAAGCACAUCAGAAUCUUUCUCGUGUACCGCUGGCACAGCAACAGUUAAUGAAGUUUGAGAAUAUUCAUACUAAUAAUAAACCUGGCUUACUUGGAGAACCCCCAGCUGUGGUACUUCAAACCGCACUAGGAAUAGGGUCAGUGCUUCCACUGAAAAAGGAAUUGGGACAUCACGGAGAAGCACAUAAAACAUCUAAUCUGAUUCCAACUCAAACAACUAUAACAGCUGGAAUGGGCAUGUUACCAUUCUUUCCAAAUCAGCACCUUGCUGGACAAGCUGGGCCAGGCCACAGUAACACUCAGGAGAAACAGCCAGCCACAGUGGGAGUGGCGGAAGGCAAUUUCUCAGGGUCACAGCCUUAUCUUCAGACCUUUUCAAAUCUUACCACUGGAGGCUUGCUGGCAGGAUACCACAAGCAGCAGCAAAGCCAGCCAAAAGGCACAGAGGUAAGUUCAGGGGCUGCCUCUAAGAAUCAGACUUCACUGUUGGGAGAACCACCAAAAGAAAUUCGGCUCAGUAAAAAUCCAUACUUGAAUUUGGCAAGUGUGUUGCCCAGUGUGUGCUUAUCAUCCUCCGCAAGUAAAACCACUCUUCUUCAUAAGACUGGAAUUGCAAACAACAUUCUGGAUGCAAUCUCUCAGGGAAAUGAAUCACAACACGCAUUGGAAAAGUGCAUCGCUUAUUCUCCACCUUUCAGUGAUUAUGCACAGGUGUCAUCUUUAAGAAAUGAAAAACGAGGCUCAUCGUAUCUCAUCUCUGCCCCAGAGGGUGGUUCAGUGGAAUUUGUGGACCAGCAUUCUCAGGGCACAGGAGCGUAUUACAUGGAAACCUACUUAAAAAAGAAGCGAGUGUACUAAAUUGAGCUCUCUCCUUAUCACCUCCUAAGGUUCUCUGCAGUAUCUCUGCUGUUCAUCGCUGCCUUAACUAUAUUCAAACUAGCCAUAUCCUUUAAAUACGGGUUUAUCAUUUCCCAGAAGGAACUGUGUUGUGCAGCAGGCAGAAUUGCCAAAUAGAAAAUAGCAAUAAGAGACAUCAAUUGAGGACAUUUUCCACUAGAAUUAGAUGCAUCUUAAUUAGUGUGUUAUUAACUUACAAUCCAUUGGAGAAACUAACAAUGUUCCAAUAUUUCUUGUUUUAGGACCGGGAAUAAUUUUGACACCACCAUGUAUAAAAGUUUGAAGCAAUAAAUGGGAAACAGUCUUGUUUCCUGAGCCUUAGAAGAAUGCGUUUCUUGUAAGCCAAUGUGCAUUUCCAUUUACUUUCCUUAUAGAUUUUUAGGACUUUUCCUAGAACUACAAGGGUGCAAGUACCAAAUGUGGUGAUAGUAAUGUUAAAAAAGAUGCUCUACCUGCAAACUCAAUUAGUACUCCCACACCAGCCAUGCAAUAUUAAACGCAACAACAGAGUGAUAGCGAUGUCCAAAGUAUACGUUACUACAGAUGCUUUACUUUUAAGAUGUUGUACACCGUUUAUACCUUUUAUGAAAAACACAAGGUAUUUUAAGAAAAAUAGCUUUGGUGGUUAUACAGGGGUUGGCACACUACACUCUGGGGCCAAAUUUGGUCUACCACCCAUUUUUGUGCUGCCUGCAAGCUAAAAACAGUAUUUACAUUUUUAAAUGGUUGGAAGAAAAAGGAAAAGUUAUGACAUGAAAUUUAUACGAAAUUCAGCUUUCAGUGUCCAUGAAUAACGUUUUAUUGGAACAGCCAGGCUCAUCCACGUGGGCGUUGUCUGUGGCACUUUUGUGCUACAGUGGCAGAAAAGUAGCUUCGACAGAGACCCCCCCCCGCCGGGCCUGCAAAGCCUAAAAUAUUAAUAUUUACUCUCUGGUCCUUCGUAGAGAAAGUUUGCUGACCCCUGAUCUAAUAGCACUAAUUCCCUAUUCCUUUUAUUUCACCUAAAGACAGACUUUUAAUCUUUGAGACAGACUUGUAAUGGCAAGGAACACAGGUUUCUGUGCUUCUCACAGCAGCCUAGUGAUAAUCUCGUUAACAGAAUGGGGCCUACUUUGAUUACCACAUGUCCCAGUUCCACAAUAUAGUAAAGCAGUCAGUGCUGCCCUUUGUGAAGGAGUCUCAUGGAAUAACAGUAUUUACAACCAUUUUGAGCUACUAAGCUGUACCUCACUCUCUGCUUUGUCUCACGUCCUUUGGUAGUGUUAGGCUGAAAAAUAUCAGCUCUUUAACCCAAUUUACUUCCGAAAGAAUUUUUGUCUUUAUUGAAUAUGACUUUUGACAUCACCAUUUCUUGAAGACCUUGGUAUUAAAUGCAUGAGAAACCUUUUGCCAUCAAGUUUGUUCAUUGUUAUGAGACUGUAAUUGACAAUAAGGAAUAUGGGGUCUCAAUGACUCUAGUCUUUUUUUUUGAAAUCAGAUCAUUAACUAUCUUGUCACUUGGGGGACUUUUUUUUGACUAUGAUAUAGAUACCGUUUUAAUUGUGAAGUUUAGAAUUGGUAUAUAUGUUGUAUGCUUUGUAAAGAAUUUUACUUUGUCUAAUUUAUUGCAUAUACUCGCUUCUGUUGGGAAAGGACAGCUAGAAAGUAUAAUUUCUAAGAAGCAUACUACCUAUAAAUGGCUGAUCAAAAUUAGGCAUCAGUUAUACGGCAGAUGACUAAUGGCUUGCCCGUGCCCUGCACUUCUCCUUCCCAUUGCACUCAGCCUCCCCCUCCACUAUAGUACAAACAGAAGAAAGGGAAGAUGGUGAAUUUGUACACCAGAGCUGCAAAGUGGAAGCAGGAAGAGGUUGAAGGAACUAAAGCAAAGGUGUCUGUCUGGAUUCCAGCACGUGCGGAUAUGCCAUCCAUGCUGGCCUGCGCCCCAUCAUCGGACAGGACAGAGAAGCGCACAGCAAGUGGUGUUAGUAGUAAGGGCCAUUUCCAAUCUCCUCCUCCCCCAAAAAAUCUAUACUGUUAUUUUUCUAUGUAAGCAAAUUGUUUGAAAUGCUUUGAAAUCUUACUAUUAAAAGGCAUAUGCACGUAAA